AUGGAGAGAGGGCUGAUAUCAGUUGACCGGUGGUCGGACGGCAGCCAAGCUUACUUCCUGACACACCUGCACUCGGAUCACACUCGUGGCCUCACCUCGUCCUGGUCCAAGGGCCCGCUCUUCUGCUCUCGCAUCACCGCGAAACUUUUCCCUCUCCGGUUCCCUGGCUUUGACCUCUCUUUGCUCCGCGUCAUCGAUGUCGAAUCCUGGCAUAGCUUCUCUCUUAUCUCUCCUUCUUCCGGAUCCAACACUGUUCUGCAUGUCAUGGCCAUUGAUGCUCACCAUUGUCCCGGUUCAGUUAUGUUCUUAUUCCGUGGAGAUUUUGGAUGUCUGUUGUACACGGGUGAUUUCCGCUGGGAAGGAACCUCAAAGAGAGCAGAAAGAGCGCGGGCAACUCUCCUCAAUGCUCUACAGGACAAUGCUGUGGAUGUUCUUUACUUGGAUAACACCUACUGUAAUCCAUCAUAUGAAUUUCCUUCUCGAGAAGUGGCUGCUCAGCUGGUUGCUGAUAUAAUUGCUGCCCAUCCAGAGCAUGACAUAAUAAUUGGGAUUCAUGAUUUGGGGAAAGAAGAGUUAUUAGUUCACAUUGCACGUGCGCUCAAUAUAAAGAUUUGGGUGUGGCCCGAACGCCUGCAAACCAUGCAUCUUCUUGGGUUAAAUGAUGUCUUCACAACCAAAACUGAUCUUACUAGAGUGCGAGCAGUUCCUCGUUACAGUUUUAGCAUUAAUACUUUGGAGGGGUUAAACUCAAUAUGCCCAACUAUAGGAAUCAUGCCAUCUGGUCUUCCCUGGACGGUGAAACCCAUUGAAUGUGAUGACAAACAUUUUGGUUCUCCUUUGACUCACCAAAACAGUAAAAGUGGUGAGAUACAAAUGGGAAAUCUGAAUGGAAACUUAGGGUUGGUGAAAAAGUUUCAUAAGUACAUAUUUUCAGUUCCAUAUUCGGAUCAUUCAUGCUUUGCGGAGAUACAAUCAUUUAUAGGACUUGUCCAACCAAACAAUAUGAAAGGCAUUGUCUCUUCAUCAUCUUGUUAUGUUGAUCCUAUAUACUAUUUUGGCUGCCUUUGUAAAGCAAGCCAACCAGCAAAAAAGUUACACUGCAAACAUGAAAAUAAGAAGGGAGGCAGUCAAGCUCUAGCUGUCCGAAGAAAAUUGUACAUCGAAAGUGGGAAAUUAACUAAGCUAGAAACACAAAGAAGAAAGGAUAGGAAGGCAGAUUACUUUGGAGUUCGUCUAAAAAGGUUUCAUUCGUUGAGACGGAUACAACGUGGUGCAAAAAUUGCUGAUAUUGACUUCUCCGAUUGAUCAGUUAUACACAUUUGCACCAAGCAAAUCCAAAAGUUUACAGGUAAAUUUUUCUCAUUAUCUCUCAUGAAGAUCAUGGAUGGUAGAGCUUUGCAAUAUAUUUGAACCAGGGGAUGAAAAGAAUGAUGCUUUUAUUUGCUUUCUUGCUUUUGAGCAUAUGAAAUACAUGCAAGCACAUAAAUUGCCGAGUUUAUUAAGCAGAGUUCGCUCUGAAUCAUCUCGUGUUACAAGUGAGGGAGGCAGGAAUGAUCAAUCUAAACACAGUCCUUGAUUUUUUCU
Messenger RNA from Carica papaya (papaya), 1584 nucleotides. Its product is annotated as DNA repair metallo-beta-lactamase family protein. Gene Ontology annotation, molecular function: damaged DNA binding; 5'-3' DNA exonuclease activity. The record is from RefSeq and is a predicted model, not a curated record. Gene Ontology annotation, biological process: interstrand cross-link repair; double-strand break repair via nonhomologous end joining. Lineage: Eukaryota; Viridiplantae; Streptophyta; Magnoliopsida; Brassicales; Caricaceae.